GUGGUUUGGCUGUGCUUGACCAGCAGCACGGCCUCACCUGUCCACCUCAAUUUGCAGGCCCCGGACCGAGGGUCUGCCGGGCUCCAGGAGGGCCAGGUAAGCAUCCUACGCCCUGGCCCCCGCCCGGUGCCCUGGCAUGCCAGGUGUCGCCUGUGGCCACACAGCACCCCUCUCUCUUGCAGACCCUGAGCUCCAGGACAUGGCGCUCCAGCGCGCCGUCCUCCUGGCCAGCCUCCUGGCGGAAGUUGCCGGUAGAUCCUCAGGAAGCGCGGGCCAGCAGCCCAAGUGUUGUGUGGACGUGGUGGACACCAACGCCACCUGCCCAGGCACUAGCCUGUGUGGCCCAGGCUGUUACGGGCACCGGGCCGAGGACGGGACCGUCCGCUGCAUCCGCUGCAGGAACGGAACCCACGACAGCUCCGAGUGCAGAGGCUCCGCUGCCCGGGGCGCACGCUUGCCCGCGAACAGGAACGCAGGGAUGCCGGGGCGGCCGAGCUUGGGGGGCCCCCAGGUGGCAGCCUCCCUCUUCCUGGGGACGUUUCUCAUCAGCUCGGGCCUCAUCCUCUCCGUGGCCGCGUUCUUCUACCUCAAGCGUGCCAGUAGGCUGCCUGACGUCUUCUAUGGAAGAGACAAAGCCCCCGGCCUGCAGCCUGGCGAAGCUGCCGCGAUGAUUCCCCCACCUCCGUCCUCAGUGCGGAAGCCGCGCUACGUCCGGCGCGAGCGGCCCUCGGACGGGGACGUGGGCCCUGCUGCCGUCUCCUCCGUGGAGGCCCGGGUGAGCAACGUCUGACCCUGCGGCCCGUCCACAGCCCGCGUGCUGCCGAGGGGGCCCACACGAAGGCUGGGCGCUGCCCGGCGAGGCCUCAGGACGGGCCUGCACGCGGCCCUGGCUCGUCCCCCUCCAGCCACAGAUGUGGAGUGAGAGCCGCCGGCCUCAGCUUUCCUCACCGCACACAGCCGCUCAGCGUGACUGACCCGGGGCGGCGCUCCAGCCUCUGUCCCUGAGCCCGGCUGGGGAGCCAGGCUGCGUGGGGUCCAGGCUCCUCGGGAGAGACAGCCUGCAGGACCCGGGUGCCCUCGCCUUGGAGCCCACGGUGACCCCCUGCACCCCCUCUGAGAGCAGUGAAGCCGAGGCCUUCGGGGGGUCCGGCCGCAUCCACACACGGGCAGUUUGGGGCCUGCAAACUGGCUCUCGGGCUCAGGCCCCCGCAGGGCUGUCCUGCACGGCCACGGCUGCCCGUUUCCAGGCGCUGCAGGAGUGAGUCGUCUGGUCUCCUGCUGACUCUUACCUGUGUUUAAGCAGGAAGCAUUUUGUAUAGAAGUCCAAGAGGCACGCUGUCCUCAUCUGCACCCCGCCUGGGCCCCGGGCACCGCAGGUCCUCAUCCACCUUGGGACGGACACUGGCCUGAAGCUGCUGGAGGUCAAGG
Messenger RNA from Kogia breviceps (pygmy sperm whale), 1428 nucleotides. The record is from RefSeq and is a predicted model, not a curated record. Lineage: Eukaryota; Metazoa; Chordata; Mammalia; Artiodactyla; Physeteridae.